AUAGAAUAAAUUUCUAAAUAGAAAAAUUCACAUGAUUUUUUAUUGGAUGAUAAAAAUUGAUCUGCAAUACUAUAUAAAUUUUCUCUGGUCGAUCUGUUUUUAAGUGAAAGCGUCGAAUAUGGCACGACAAUAUUUUAUUGGAAUGGUUAUAAGUACGGCAAUGCAAAAAACUGUAAAAGUAAAAGUAGCAAGACGAAUUGCACACCCCAAAGUACAAAAGAUAAUAAAAACGCACAAGAAUUUUUUAGCACAUGAUGAAAAAGAAAGUUGUUCAAUAGGAGAUGUAGUAAGAAUUGAAGCUUGUAGACCAUUAAGUAAAAUGAAAAGUUUUACUGUUGCUGAAAUUAUAAGACCCGCUAAGACUUGGGUUGAUCCCGAAACUGGAGAAGAAAAACGAUAAAAAUCAAAGAAUCAUAUUGAAAACUAUUAUUUAUUUAUUUCUUUUUUAACAUAAUUUAUUAUCAUAUUCAUUAUAUAUGAGAUAUUAAAGAAUAAAAAUGUAUAUUUCAUAUGAUUAUUGACUAAUGCAUCGUAAUC
Messenger RNA from Rhizophagus irregularis DAOM 181602=DAOM 197198, 537 nucleotides. Its product is annotated as mitochondrial 37S ribosomal protein uS17m. Gene Ontology annotation, cellular component: ribosome; mitochondrion. Gene Ontology annotation, biological process: translation. Gene Ontology annotation, molecular function: structural constituent of ribosome. NCBI's taxonomy places the organism in Eukaryota, Fungi, Glomeromycota, Glomeromycetes, Glomerales, Glomeraceae. The record is from RefSeq and is a predicted model, not a curated record.